Molecule: messenger RNA, 5572 nt
Organism: Diceros bicornis minor
Lineage: Eukaryota; Metazoa; Chordata; Mammalia; Perissodactyla; Rhinocerotidae
Gene: RNF4
Product: ring finger protein 4
Exons: 6
Coding region: 409-1536 (375 amino acids)
Biological process (GO): positive regulation of transcription by RNA polymerase II
Cellular component (GO): nucleus
Molecular function (GO): zinc ion binding; transcription factor binding; DNA binding
Source: RefSeq, a predicted model, not a curated record
GCGGCGGCGUCUGGCUGGAGGCGUCUCGUCGGCAGCUUCCGCAGGUGCUUCCGCGCUCGGGCGCGUCGGCGGCGGGGCCUGCCGGGCGGGGCCCGCCCCAGGGAUUGGAUACUGGAAAUCUCUUGGACUACAAAUUCCUGUGCUAGCCAGAGGAUGAGUAACCAGUGGGCAUGAGCAGUUGACGACGUUUGACUUCCCUGCAAACUUUGGUGUGGGUCACUUCCUUCUCUUAGGUUGGAGCCAGAAAGCACAAUGAGUACGCUCUUGGUCCAGUGUGAGCAUAGUGGUAAUAAUCCUUCGUGAGAGUUUUCUUACAUUCAGUGACCAAAGUUGAGAAAGCGUCGUGGCGGGACAGUAAAUUCUAGACAAGCCCAGAAGCGAACUCGGGAAGCAGCCUCCACCCCUGAGAUGGCCUUGGAAGCAGAACCCAUAGAACUCGUGGAAAGCACUGGUGACGAAAUAGUGGACCUCACCUGUGAAUCUUUAGAGCCUGUGGUUGUCGACUUGACUCACAAUGACUCUGUCGUGCGUCCAAAAUCCACUGCUAAUGUUGCCAGUAAGAGGCCACGUCGAGUGAUCGACCUUGAAACGAAAUUAAAAGUGAUUAAGGACUACGAAAGUGGAAAAUCAGUGAUGGUUAUUGCUCGCCAGUCAGGCAUGUCCCAUUCCACCGUAGCUACGAUCUUGAAGAACAAGAACAAAGUGAUGGAAGCUAUUAAAGGAUCUGCUUCACUGAAGGCAACAAGACUAACAAAAAUUCGAGAAGGACCUAUAUCAGACAUGGAGAAACUUCUGAUGGCCUGGAUUGAAGACCAGAUACAGAAGCGUAUCCCUCUAAGCACCAUGAUGAUUACGGCCAAAGCAAAAAGUUUGUUUGCAAUGUUGAAGGAAAAGGCUGGACCCAACUACGACGUUGAAUUUACUGCUAGCUCUGGGUGGUUUAAACGAUUCAAAAAUCGUUAUUCAUUACAUAAUAUGAAAAUGAGUGGUGAGUCUGCGAGUGCUGAUGUAAAGGCAGGUGAAGAAUUUUUGGAGACUCUAGAGGUGGUCCCUAAGGAAUUGACUAAAGAGGAGUUGUUGGAACUGGAACAGAAAUACAUAGCUGAAGAAGAGGUAAGAGAAAAAGAAACUGCAGGAGAAGAAAAAGAAGAACCCCCAAGAAAAUUCACAGUGAAGGGUUUAGCAGAAGCUUUUACAGACCUCAACAAGCUCCUUAAAAAGUUUGAAGACAUGGACCCCAAUACUGAAAGGUUUGCAGUAAUAGAGAGGAAUGUUCAUGGUGCAUUAUCUGCUUACAAGCAAAUCUAUGAUGAAAAAAAGAAACAAACCAAGCAAACUACCAUGGACAUAUUUCUGAAAAGAGUGACACCUCCUCAAGAAGAGCCUCAGGCAGGUCCUUCAGGAGGUAUUUCAAAAGAAGGUAUCAUUAUCGGAGGAGAUGACAGCUCCAUGCCUGUUGUUGCCCCUGGAGACCUUCCAGUGGGACAAGAUGUCGACAUGGAAGGCAGUGAUAUUGAUGAUCCUCACCCUGUAUAGGCCUAGGCUAAAGUGUGUGUUUGUCUUAGUUUUUAACGAAAAAAUUUAAAAGGUAAAAAAAAUUUUUUUACAUAGAAAAAAGCUUACAGAGAAUAUAAAGAAAAUAUUUUUGUACAGCUGUACAGUAUGUGUUUUAAGAAAAGUGUUGUUAUAAGAGUCAGAAAGUUAAAAAAAAUUUUAAAGUUUGUAAAGUUACAAUAAGCUAAGGUUAAUUUAUUAUGGAAGAAAGAAAAAUAUUUUUUAAUAAAUCUUAUGUAGCCUAAGUGUUCAGUGUUAUAAAGUCUAUAGUAGUGUCCACUGAUGUCCUAGGCCUUCACAUUCACUCACCACUCACUCACUGACUCACCCAGAGCAACUCCCAGUCCUGCAAGUUCCAUUCAUGCAUGGUAAGUGCCCUAUACAGGUGUACCGUUUUUUUCUUUUAUACUGUAUUUUUACUGUACUUUUUAUAUGUUUAGAUAUGUUGAGAUACACAAAUACUUACUAUUGUGUUACAGUCGCCUAUAGUAUUCAGUACACUAACCUACAGGUUUGUAGCCCAGGAGCAAUAGGCUAUAUCCUAUAGCCUAGGUAUGUAGUGGGCUAUACCAUCCAGGUUUGUGUAAGGGCACUCCGUGAUGUUCGCACAACGACGAAAUCACCUAAUGAUGCGUUUUUCAGAACAUAUCCCCAUUGUUAAGCGACGGACGAAUGACUAUAAUUGUUUUGGACUUAAUAGUACUUCUUAUUCUAAUCAUUCUCCACUUUUUGUUGUUGUUCAUUUUAAUAAAUCCAAAUGCCAGUUUUUAAAUUUACAGUGAGAAAUACACCUGAGGCUGAAAAACUCACCCCCUAUGCAGAUCUACUUGGAAAACCUAACAGUAUUAACUGAGGACAAGGUGCAUCUAUUAGAUGAAUUACAGUUCAGGGUGACCUCAGGCCUUGCCUGCAGGAGAGUGUGAAAUGAAUGACUGUAUCCAUUCCCAAACUGAGGUGUUCUUACCAGUUCCACCAGAAACUGGGGGAACAGGCUAAGUGUACCCCGCUUGAGCCCUGCCCAGGAGUAGCUCUGUAUCCUUAAGACAGGAGUUCCUGCGUACGAGGAUCCAGGGACGGCUUCAGAACUUUGGUGAAUCUUUUUAAGAACAGAUGAGAACCUUUACACGGACUCUGUUUUUCCAGCUCAUCAAGGAAUCCAAAGCCCCCAGUGAAUUAGGAGAAAUAAAAAAUGCUAUAAGAUGCAAUGAGACUUUGUACAUCUCUGCUUUGAUACUUUUCCUCAAAAUUAACUUUUAUUUUUGGCAUUGCAUAUCCAAAAAAGGCCAUCACUGCUGAGUCUCAGAGUAUGUAUAUCUUUGAUUUUUACUAGAUUAAUGCCAAACUUUUCCAAAGAGGUUGUACCACCACUUGACUUUUAGCGGGUCUAAUGGUUGCCUAGUGGUAUCGCAUUGUGGUUUUAGUGUUUUCCUGAUUACUGUUGGGAUUGAACACCUUUUUAUCUUUAUUGGUGGUUCAUUUUUCUCUUUUGGAAGUGCCUGUUUGAAGCUUUUUUUGUUUUUGUUUUUUUACCCACAUAUUGUAUAUACAGCUUUUAAAAUAGCUUAAGAAAUGGAACUAGAACAAAGCAAUCUCUGUCUUUUUUUUUUAAUAGUGAAUCUUUUUUCCUACUGAUUUUUCCAUUUGGUUUUCUGCCUUGUCCUGUUGUUUUAGGCAUUCUUUAUAAGUUUUAAAUAUGAGUCUGCCAUUAGGUUUGCUUUGUAUCUUCUACUCAGAGGCUUGGCUUUUCUCUUUUUGGUUUGUGUGCAGAGGUUCUUAAUACAAUUUAAUUUAUCACUUUGUUGAAGAAAAUGCUAUAUAGUAAAAAUACGUUUCUGUAUUCCAAAAGUUUUACUGUUUUGGGCCGGCCCCGUGGAGUAGCAGUUAAGUGCGCGUGCUCCGCUGCUGGCAGUCUGGGUUCGGAUCCUGGGCGUGCACCGAUGCACCACUUGUCAGGCCAUGCUGUGGCAGUGUCCCAUAGGCACGGAUGUUAGUCCAGGGCCACUCUUCCUCAGCAAAGAAAGAGGAGGAUUGGCAUGAAUGUUAACUCAGGGCUGAUCUUCCUCACAAAAAAGUAAAUAAAAGUUUUACUGUUUGGCCUUUCACAUUUAGGUCUGUAAUCCACAUGAAUUGACUUUUGUCUGUUGUUUGAGAAUGGGGGUCUUUAAGGCCUCUCAUAAAAUUUUAUAAUGUUCCCUGUAGUGGUUUUGCAAGUCUUUUGUUAGAUUUGUUCCUAGGUAUAUAGUAUUUUAAGAUGCCAUUAAAAAUAGUAUUUUAGGGGCCGGCCUGAUGGCGCAAGCGGUUAAGUGCGCGCGCGCUCCGCUGUGGCAGCCGGGGGUUCGCAGGUUCGGACCCCAGGCCUGCACCGACGCGCUACUUGGCAAGCCAUGCUGUGGCGGCGUCCCAUAUAAAGUGGAGGAAGAUGGGCAUGGAUGUUAGCCCAGGGCCGGUCUUCCUCAGCACAAAAAAAGAGGAGGCUUGGCAGAUGUUAGCAGAGGGCUGAUCUUCAUCACAAAAAAAAAAAAGUAUUUUAAAGUUUCAUUUUCUUUUUUGUUUUUAUUAUUUGCCAAUAUAAAGAAAUACAAUUGAUUUUAUCUGUUGAUUUUUCUUUUUUUAAUCUAGCAAUUCUUAAUCCGUGUAUCUUUUGGAUUUCUGUGUACAAGGAACAAGUUUUGGUUCUUUUCUAUUUCAUUUUUUUCUUGCCUUAAUGCACUUGCUAAAAAAUUCAGCACUAGCUGAAUAAAAAUGGUGACAGUCACAAAUACUCUUGUCUCAUUCCAGAUCUGAAAGAAUCCUUUCAAAGUGUCACCAAUAAAUAAGACCUCUGCCAUAGGGGGGUUUUUUUCGUUUGUUUAUACCCUUUAUCAAAUUGAAGAAAUUCCUCUCUAUCUCCUGUUUGGCUACAAGUUUCAUUGUGAAUCAAUGCUGAAUUUUAACAAUUCCAUCUAAUGAUAACUUUUCCCCUUUCAUAUGUUGAAGUGGAGAAUUACAUUGGUUUUUAGUCUUAAACCAAUUAAACAUUGUAGUUGUGACAGCUGUUUAUGUAUUGCUAGAUUCAGUUUGCUAAUAUAUAUGAUUUUUGCAUGUAUUUUUAUGAGUAGGAUUGGUUGAUCUGUAAUUUUUCUUUUGUACACGUUCCUUAUAGGGUUUUGGUAUCAGAGUAUUGGUAUCUUUGUAAAUAAGUUGGGUACCCUUUUUUUCUAUUCUCCAGAAGAUUUUGUAAGAUUGGAAUUAUUUCUUCCUUGAAUAUUUGGUAGAACUCUACAGUGAAGGUACCUAACCUAGAGUUUUAAUGAGUUUUGGUAAUUACAAUUUUUAGGAAUUUGUAGAUUUCACCUAAAAUUUUCACUUUUAUUGGCAUAGAUUUGUUCGUAAUGCUUUAUGUUCUGUGGAAUCUGUAGUGAUGUUUCCUUUUUCAUUUCUGACAUUGGUUAUUUGUGUUCUCUAUCUUUUUAAAUUAGUAUCACCAAAGCUUUAUGAGAUCUUUCAAAGAACCAGCUUUUAGCUUUGUGGAUCCUUUCUCUUCUCAGUUUGUUUUCAUUUAUUGAUUAUUUCUUUCUUUAUUUAUUUUGCUCUUUGUCUGACUUACUGAUUUUUAUCAUUUCUAAUAAAUGCAUUUAGGAUUAUAUUUUCUUUAGCUAUAUCGUAUAGGUUUGUUAUUGGUAUUUUACAUUCAAUUCAACACAUUUAUCAAAUUUGUAUUUCUUAACUUCCAAACCUAUGUUGGCUUUCUAAUUUUUUUUUGAUACUGAUUCUUUGCAUUAUUGCAUUAUUGGUCAGAAAAUACGUUGUGUGUGUCAGUUCUUUGAUGUUUUCUGAGACUUCCUUUAAGCCUGGCCUGCACAGGGUGGCUGGCCUUCACUGGAUAACCUGCCCCACAGCUCCUGCCUGGGCUUUGAUUUCUCUGUGAGGCUUUGGAAAGUAGGCUUUAAUUUUUCAAGAAUCUUCUGUGCUUUUUUCCUCUGGAUUAUUGUAUUCCCUUCACUUUUGAUCAGAUAGGGUUUUUUGGUUUUUGGUUUUU